AUGCACACCAAUGGAGUCAUGAAACAGAACGGACACCUGGAGCGCUUCCACGUCUCCGCCACAGGCCACAGUCUCAACUACCUCCCGGAGUACAUAGCCGCCCGCCAUGGCUUCUUCCGCGAGCAGGGCCUCCAAGUCACGGUGUCAGUCCCCAACCCCUGGGACCUCGUCCUGAAGGAACUGGCCGACGGCACCGCCGCCGCUGCCCUGGGCGGCAUCUGGGUCCCAUCCAUGUACCGCGGCCGCGUGCGUCAGUACACGGCCUUCGCGCAGGUCGCCAACCGGGCGCCGCUCGCGCUCGUCGGUCGCGGGCCCCACGCCGGGAGAGGCUUCAGGUUCACCGACGACGUCGCGGGCCGCACGGUGCUCAUGAAGGGCAGCAACGGCGCCAGCGUGGGCCUUUUCUUCAAGAUGCUGCUGCGCGAGGCGGGUGUGGACCCCAAGGCUGUCGACUACGUGCAGGACCUCGACGGCAAGAUGCUUGGCGAGCUGUUCGCGGGCGGCAUGGGCGACUACCUGCUCAUUGACAACCUGUCGGCGCGGGCGCUCGUGGCGCGGUACCCGGGCGAGAUGUCGAUCGCGCUCGAGACGGUCACGGAGGGCGGGGAUAUCCCCUGGAGCGUGUACUACCGCGAGGCAGCCAGCGUCACGCCCGCGGUGCUGGACGCGCAGGAGCGGUUCUGCGCGGCGCUGGAGAAGGGAAUGCGGUGGGUGCUGGAGCACGACGCGGAGGAGUUCCGGGACGAGCUGGCUGAGAUCUUCCCCGCCGUGCCUGUGGAUGUUGCUGUGGAGUUGACGAAUGUCUUUCGCCGCGACAACAUGUGGACGACGACGUCGGUCGAUAGGAAGGGCUACGAGAGGUGGCAGAAGGGCAUUGCCGAUGGGGGUCUGGUCGAAAAGCCGCUGGCGUAUGAGGACAUUGUCAAUGAUGGGCCAGCUUCAGCGGCACGUAAACAUUCGCAUUAA
This is a messenger RNA of Thyridium curvatum, 966 nucleotides long. RefSeq lists its product as uncharacterized. Gene Ontology annotation, biological process: thiamine biosynthetic process. The transcript has a single exon. The coding region runs from base 1 to 966 and encodes 321 amino acids. NCBI's taxonomy places the organism in Eukaryota, Fungi, Ascomycota, Sordariomycetes, Thyridiales, Thyridiaceae. The record is from RefSeq and is a predicted model, not a curated record.